AUGUCGUCCAUGCUGCGCCAACCUUCACACUCGAGUUCUCUCUCGAACUCGACUGCCAGUCCAAAGAGUGGAAGCGGAUUCAAAUUCUUCAAGAAGAGAUCCUCGACGGUUGGGACUCUGCGCGAUGACCAUGGCUCUUCCGACAAGAUCUACGAGCCACAAUCCUCUGACAAGAUACCGACAUCUCCUCUAUUCUCUCUGCCAGACCUCGACUUAUCUAGAUCCCACAGUGGUCUGCCCUCUCCCGACAGCUUUGUGGCGGCAACGCACGACUCGGAAUAUCUACACCUUCGCGAGAACAUUCGGAAGCUGAGGAAGCCUCCAUUCGGCCCAGAUCCGAAAAAAGUAGAUGCGGUAUGGGAGGUCUACAAGAAAUUCAGAGAUGAGUCCUUGCAGCUAUGUUCCAGUCUGCUGCAGAAGUCGCGUAAGGAAUCCUUGAUGCUCCCAAGGCAGCAGCUUAACGAAAUGUGGGUUUGCGACAACGGACAUCGUAGGCUGACAAUUGUCCCAAUUCCAGAGAAUAACGGCCGAAAUACAUCACUCGAAUCCAAUGUCGGUCCUCUAGAUACCCGAUCGUCGAAUAGUGCUUCAAUCACGGAGACUGCGCUCCCUUUCCAAGUCAAUGAUCAGUGGCUAGCUGCGAUACACGAAUACAAGGCCGUUCAGGAAUCGAUGCUGGAGAAUAUUCGAGCUUCUUUGGUUGCUACAUAUAAACUGUACGAACCAGAGGCGACCGAGCGACAAAUUGAAGCCUUUUUGAACGACAAGAAUCUGCGGAAAACGCUGAUAUUGAAGUGGCGGGACGAAAGCAUUCAUCGGAUGAAGAGCGAAAAGUUGCUAUUCUGGGAGCAAUAUAAAAUUCGGUCCCUCAAUUACGACAGGCUACGGUUAGAUCUCAAAGCAGUCGAAAAACUGUUUGGCGAGGCACAAGAGGGAGAAGCACCAAAUAUGCUCAUCCGAGAGCAUGUAAUUGCCAAAAAUGGAGAUACGAUAUUGGAAUUUGCAAACGGGGGAUCCGAGAUACAUCCAAUACUGAGGUUUCGGGUUUCGUCCCAUCUACUGGCUGCGGCAUCGCCCCUUUUCGCCCAAUUUCUGUCAACCCAAAAGCCGGAGAAUACUCCUUUGGAUAUGAUGAACCAACUUCCACCAGCGCAACCAGCCAGAUAUAAAUGCAAAGACGGGAUGGAGGUUAAAGUAUACCGAAUGCCCCAAGUCGAGCUGAACAAGCACGACUCGCUAGUAAUACUCCUUCAUGCAGCACAUAUGCACACCUCAAAAGUACCAAGACAGGUUGAUUUCCCGGUCUUUGUGAGCAUUGCAGAGGUCUGCUUGAAGUAUCAUUGUACAUCACCACUUGAGCUGCAAGUUGAGUAUCAAUGGUUACCAGAGUGGAUACACCUCAUCGGAGAUGACAACAUCGACGGCUUCUUGAUCAUCAGUUAUGCCUUUGGACUUCGACGAAUAUUCACACGGAUGUCAAAAAGCGCAAUCCUGAACGCUGUUGACGAAGAGGAGAUUCGGAGCAAAGAGCAUUGGCCACCGGCAGUCCGAGACAAGAUUAUUGCCACAAGAGCAGCGAAACUUGCUCAAGUCCAAGAAUGUUGCACCAAGGCCAUGGGCGAAUACUUUCGAAGUCCAGCGAAGAGCACAGACCGAUCUUCUAGCGUAGGCUCCUUACAGCUCACAUCUUUGCCACGAUGUCCAAGAAGCUCUCACCUAUGUGAUGCGACUAAUCUCGGAUGGGUCAUGCUUGUGUAUAACGAGCUUCGAAUUCUUCCUAUGAUCAUGAAAGAUGUGGGCUUUCUAGAUCUUCCCGCGGCUCCGAAACGUAGUCUCAAAGAACUCGUCGACUGCUUGAGAUUGAUGCCAAGUGCUCCUUCGGUUCAUAGUGGUGUUUGUGAUUAUGCUGCUGCUUUCAGGAGCGACAUUAACGAUAUAUACAAUAGUGUGCAAGGAUUGACUUUGCGAGAUGUCGCUGGUCGAAAUGGUUGGGCUCUAUCGAAACAUGCUGGCCCCACCGAGGACAGAUACGACGACCUCGCUCGAGAUUUGGUUGAGCUAGAAGCACCACUCGAGUACUCGAAAGAGACAAAGAGAUCGGAGGCUCUGUCAAACGAAGACAUCAACUUGCGCAUUCUCUCACAUCUGGAGGAUAUGAAUGAUCUCAAUGCCGCAGCGAUGAUCGACAAGACGUUCUAUCAAGCAUACAAGCGUAAUGAGGCAUCACUUCUGAAGAAUGUCAUGAAAGCUGAACGAAGGAGGACAAUGUCACAGCUAUGUGCGGAUCCAACAGCCAUCCGUCAACCAGUCAGAGGGGAGGAUCCAUGGCCUAGUCGACCAUCAGUCUCCAUUCCUCCUGCAGUGGAGCACAAGUCACUGGCCGUAGAUAAAACGAAGUUUCCAUCACAGGCGUCGACUGCACGUGAGAACUUGAACGAUCUCUACGAUGCAUCGCCAGUAUUCUCACCUGUUUCACCACUUCCAUAUGACGAGUUACCGAUGUCGGAAGAGGAAGCACAGAAAAUUCUCUGGCCGGACGAUGAGCCGAGCACAUCAUCGUCCAAAGCCCCUUCUAUGAAUGGCAAUGUGCGUGAAACGACCGAGAAAUUUCUACUUGGGCAAGUGUCACACAUCGAAGAUAAAGCGAGGAUGUUUGAGGAUGAUAAGCAUUUACGAGAUGAAAAGGAUCAAGCAUUAGGCUUGGGGAUAUACAAGAGGUGA
Messenger RNA from Mollisia scopiformis, 2721 nucleotides. RefSeq lists its product as uncharacterized. NCBI's taxonomy places the organism in Eukaryota, Fungi, Ascomycota, Leotiomycetes, Helotiales, Mollisiaceae. The coding region runs from base 1 to 2721 and encodes 906 amino acids. The transcript is spliced from 2 exons. The record is from RefSeq and is a predicted model, not a curated record.